CAAAGAGAUGAUGAUAUAAAGAGUUUAUUGAUUGAAUGUAUUUCAAAUAUUAUUUUAUUGGAAAAAUAUCCUCAAUGUUCUAUUAAAAUAAAAUGUUUGAUAAUUCAAGAUGAUGGAGGAUGUUUAAGUGCAACAUUAACCUGUAUAUCUCUUGCCUUAAUAAAGGCUCAAAUACAAAUGAAGGAUAUUAUUAUAUCGAUAAAUAUAAAUUCGAUAAUAUGUCCAGUUACAAAAAAAAUGUAUCAUCUUGUAGAUCUUGAUGGGAUGGAAGAAAAAUAUUACCAAAGUAAAUAUGAAAUGAAUUCUAUAACAUUGGGUAUAUGUUUAAAUUUAAAGACUGUUUGUUUUUAUCAUGGGACAGGCAGUUUUUUUAACAGUAAAACCUUGGCUGAAAUAACAAGUUAUGGUGAAUGUGCAUGCAAAUCACUAGGUAGUGAAAUAAAAAAAGUUCUGAAACAAUAUACGAAGAAAAGAAUAGAUUCUAUAUAUCAAAAAGUUAAUGUAUUAGAAUAA
Molecule: messenger RNA, 513 nt
Organism: Plasmodium reichenowi
Lineage: Eukaryota; Apicomplexa; Aconoidasida; Haemosporida; Plasmodiidae
Product: 3'exoribonuclease, putative
Exons: 5
Biological process (GO): rRNA catabolic process; nuclear mRNA surveillance; poly(A)-dependent snoRNA 3'-end processing
Cellular component (GO): nuclear exosome (RNase complex); cytoplasmic exosome (RNase complex); nucleolus
Source: RefSeq, a predicted model, not a curated record